AUGGGUUCUUACCAGCAGUUGACUCAUUCCUUCCCUCUCAUUCCCUCACUUGUCCGUUCAAUCACCUUCUGCCCUGUCAAGCAGAUCUACUUCCCCAUUUCCCCCCGCCAACAGCCCUUUCUUCCACCAUAUCGUGCCCACUGCCCAUCCCUCCCUGCAUCUAACAGCCACGACGGGUACUUCCCUGCAGUUGAUUCGCUCGUGGGUUCCCUCAUUGUCACCUUCUGUGCCCCCAUUGUCCCCAUUGUCCCCAUUGCCCCCAUUUCCUCCCUGCAUCUAACAGCCACGACAGGUACUUCCCUGCAGUCGACGCCCUCGUGCGCUCAAUCACCCUCUGCCCGCUCAAUCGCCCUCUGCCCGCUCAAUCGCCCUCUGCCCGCUCAAUCGCCCUCUGCCCGCUCAAUCGCCCUCUGCCCGCUCAAUCGCCCUCUGCCCGCUCAAUCACCCUCUGCCCGCUCAAUCGCCCUCUGCCCGCUCAAUCGCCCUCUGCCCGCUCAAUCACCCUCUGCCCGCUCAAUCGCCCUCUGCCCGCUCAAUCGCCCUCUGCCCGCUCAAUCGCCCUCUGCCCGCUCAAUCGCCCUCUGCCCGCUCAAUCGCCCUCUGCCCGCUCAAUCACCCUCUGCCCGCUCAAUCGCCCUCUGCCCGCUCAAUCGCCCUCUGCCCGCUCAAUCGCCCUCUGCCCGCUCAAUCGCCCUCUGCCCGCUCAAUCACCCUCUGCCCGCUCAAUCGCCCUCUGCCCGCUCAAUCGCCCUCUGCCCGCUCAAUCACCCUCUGCCCGCUCAAUCGCCCUCUGCCCGCUCAAUCGCCCUCUGCCCGCUCAAUCACCCUCUGCCCGCUCAAUCGCCCUCUGCCCGCUCAAUCGCCCUCUGCCCGCUCAAUCGCCCUCUGCCCGCUCAAUCGCCCUCUGCCCGCUCAAUCGCCCUCUGCCCGCUCAAUCGCCCUCUGCCCGCUCAAUCGCCCUCUGCCCGCUCAAUCACCCUCUGCCCGCUCAAUCGCCCUCUGCCCGCUCAAUCGCCCUCUGCCCGCUCAAUCGCCCUCUGCCCGCUCAAUCGCCCUCUGCCCGCUCAAUCGCCCUCUGCCCGCUCAAUCGCCCUCUGCCCGCUCAAUCGCCCUCUGCCCGCUCAAUCGCCCUCUGCCCGCUCAAUCGCCCUCUGCCCGCUCAAUCGCCCUCUGCCCGCUCAAUCGCCCUCUGCCCGCUCAAUCGCCCUCUGCCCGCUCAAUCGCCCUCUGCCCGCUCAAUCACCCUCUGCCCGCUCAAUCGCCCUCUGCCCGCUCAAUCGCCCUCUGCCCGCUCAAUCGCCCUCUGCCCGCUCAAUCGCCCUCUGCCCGCUCAAUCGCCCUCUGCCCGCUCAAUCGCCCUCUGCCCGCUCAAUCGCCCUCUGCCCGCUCAAUCGCCCUCUGCCCGCUCAAUCGCCCUCUGCCCGCUCAAUCGCCCUCUGCCCGCUCAAUCGCCCUCUGCCCGCUCAAUCGCCCUCUGCCCGCUCAAUCGCCCUCUGCCCGCUCAAUCGCCCUCUGCCCGCUCAAUCGCCCUCUGCCCGCUCAAUCGCCCUCUGCCCGCUCAAUCGCCCUCUGCCCGCUCAAUCGCCCUCUGCCCGCUCAAUCGCCCUCUGCCCGCUCAAUCGCCCUCUGCCCGCUCAAUCGCCCUCUCGCUGCAUGUCCGCAACUGACCCUGCUCUCGCCCUCACCCCUCGCCCCGUUCUAUAUCUACUUCCCCUUGUCCCCGCACCUUCAAAACGGCUCCUUCCCUCGCUCUCCUCCCCUUCUGCGCCCACUUUCCCCUCCUCAUUCAACAGCCACGAUGGGUUCUUCCCUGCAGUUGACGCCCUCAUCCGCUCAAUCACCUUCUGCCCGGUCAAGCAGAUCUACUUCCCCCUCUCCCUGCACCUCCAAAACGGCUCCUUCCCCAACCGCUCCCCCUUAGACUGCCCUCCUAGCAGCAGCUUUAAAGGUCGCAGGGAUGGGCAGCAAGAGGAGGAGGGGCAGAGAAAGGUGCAAAAAAACGGGCAGGAGAAGGGGCAGGAAAGGGGGCAGGGAAUGGGACAGAAGGAGGAGCAGGAAAAAGGGCAGGAGGAGGGGCAAAAGGAGGAGGGAGCGUGUUUUGGAGACGUGGACCAGAAUGGGCGGUACAGGGACCCACACUUCGUGGCUUUAAAGGUAUGA
This is a messenger RNA of Closterium sp. Naga37s-1, 2160 nucleotides long. The record is from the annotation of a GenBank genome assembly. NCBI's taxonomy places the organism in Eukaryota, Viridiplantae, Streptophyta, Zygnematophyceae, Desmidiales, Closteriaceae.